GUGCCGGUUGUGGUUUGUUGUGCUUUGUGCAGUGAAUGUUUUGUUGUGCUUAAUUUACCUUACUUUUUUACGUUUGCCUCUGUUAAAAUCACAUUUUUCAUGGAUACUGACAACGAACUAGACAUCGAUAGUCCCUUCGUGAAGAAAGAAAACAGCUGCAAAAUUUGUGGUGAAAAUGAAGGACCGAUGGAGUCCAUCUUUUGCAAUGCAGACGACAAAGCGCUGCUGAACAAAAUCUACAAAUGUACCCGGGUAGAGGUAAGGUGACGCCGGUGUGUGGAUUGAUUUCACCCAUCUGCGAGUACUGCCACCGGCGGAUCGAUCAGUUCGACGAGAAUGCACAGCCGAAGGUGGUUGAGUUUGUGAUCAAGACAGAGCUGGAACCCGAACCACUCGAUUAUGAUCCGCUCAACGUUGGCAACCUGAUCGAUCCGAUGGCUAUUGAUGUAAAAUCUGAACAUGAUUCGGAAGAGGAAAGUGACUACAGGGAAAAAUGCAUACAACGACGGGGAACAAGAAUAGUGAUCAAAAGUCCACCCCGCAGUAGAACGACACGCAGACCCCGGAGGUUGAAUUCCGGCUCCAUAAAGCUACAGCGAGGCAAUAGCAAAGCCAGCGAAAAAGGGUCUUCCUCCGAUGAUAGAAGUUCAAAUGAAGGAGAGGAAGAGGAAGAAGAAGACAAUCUGUCGGAACAUUCCAGCGAACCACGGCGGCCUGUAAGAUCCUCACGCAUAUCCUCUCCGGAAGAGGAAAAGCCUAAAUCCAGCGACAGCGAAUCAGAGCUCGGCGAGGAGCCAGAGUUUGAGGAUGGCAAUGAGUCCGGCCUGGAGGAAGAAACCGACCACGCAAGCCUUUCCGAGGAAGAGCCCAAAAAACGGGGACGUCCUAGGCGUGGUCAAACGGGGGCGAACAGGAAAAAACCGAAACGUGCAGAAUCUCCGAAGCAAUGUGAAGUGUGCGGCAAGCAGGUGCAGUAUAUGCGGGAGCAUAUGCGCCUGCACCGGAUAGAGUCGCAGCACCCGUGCCCGCACUGUGAUCGAACGUUUGUGCAGGCAAACAAUCUAAAGUACCACAUAAGGAAACAUUUGGGCGAAAAGCCGUUCGCCUGCAAGCAGUGCAAGAAGCAGUUUUACUGUGAGGCACACCUCAAGUCGCACAUGCGAGUGCACGGGCCGCAAGGGCUGUUUCAGUGUACCAUGUGCCCGAAAAGCUUCAACCAGGAGUGUAAUCUGAAGAAGCAUCUGCGGGUGCAUACGGGCGAGAAGCCGUACGUGUGUGACAAGUGUGGGAAGCGGUUUAACAGCACUUCCAAUUUGAGGAAUCACGCACGAUUGCAUUCGGACGAGCGGCCGCUGACGUGUGAUCACUGUUCGAAAAGCUUCGUCGAUGUGCAUCAUCUGCAGCGACAUAUACGGGUGCAUACGGGAGAAAGACCGUACAUUUGCCAUGUGUGUUUCCAAGCCUACUACUGCCAGACCGGUCUGAUGGACCACCUGAAGACGCACAUCGAGAAAAAGUCUUUCAAGCUAGAUUAGCUAAAGAGAAUCAAUUGCAGCUUGCUUUGAUCACGUUUGGUAGAACGUGUAGCGCGAUUCAUCGGGGGAAUGUGCCAAUAUUUAGGUGAUGAAGAAACACACCUCAGGAAUAUCUGAUGAAUGCGGAUAGCAAAAACUUUCAAUAGUCGGAUUAAUAGGGAAACUUCCAAGAUGACAGCUGGAUCAGUAGGAGGUGAUCCUGCUGUGUGACGCUGCUUCGCUACCUCAUUAAACACCUAAACCUAGAGCAGACACACGAGCAGAAGUAGGAGGAUGGAAGCAGCAACAGCAGCAAGCAGCAAAAGUGCAACAAAUCAACUGACAACGGAUGAUCCUUUCUCGAAUAAUCUUGUGGAUGCUAGUUGUGGGUUUGUUGGAUGAAGUCUCACUCUACGGUAGAACCUCCGGAAGCAGUAGAUCGUCACGCACCAUCAGUAUAAGGUUGAGAGCGUUGAUCAUGCUGCAGAUACUUACUUACUUACUUAUCAGGCGCUACAACCGCUUGGCGGUCGAUAUCGCUCACGGUUUAACGCCGUCGACUGCCAAUCCGUUAUCCCGGCCGUUCUGGCGGACGCAACAACG
Molecule: messenger RNA, 2117 nt
Organism: Anopheles stephensi (Asian malaria mosquito)
Lineage: Eukaryota; Metazoa; Arthropoda; Insecta; Diptera; Culicidae
Product: zinc finger protein 691-like
Exons: 5
Coding region: 243-1535 (430 amino acids)
Biological process (GO): regulation of transcription by RNA polymerase II
Cellular component (GO): nucleus
Molecular function (GO): RNA polymerase II cis-regulatory region sequence-specific DNA binding; DNA-binding transcription factor activity, RNA polymerase II-specific
Source: RefSeq, a predicted model, not a curated record